Moesziomyces aphidis is the source of this 1104-nucleotide messenger RNA. NCBI's taxonomy places the organism in Eukaryota, Fungi, Basidiomycota, Ustilaginomycetes, Ustilaginales, Ustilaginaceae. The record is from the annotation of a GenBank genome assembly.
AUGGGACCGAGGGGCAGAGCGAGGCUGAGCUUGGAAGGGGAGGGAGAGACGAUCGGGAUCGCCGAUGCGCAUACCGAUCCGGAUAGAGGCCGUGGUGAGGCCGGGAAUUUCGCGCCACCGUUUACCGGCAAGCGAAGGGAGCCGUACCGGACUUGGACUCGGCCUCGAUGCUCGCUCGACCCCACACUUGGUUUCUCGCAAUCCACUCCUCACCCCUUUCCCUCCUCCAUCGCACCACUCUUUUACCUCACAAUGUCGUUCCCACAGCCAUACCGCGGCUUUGCUGAGGCCAAGUACCACAAGCUCACGCUCGCCGCCGAAGGCGUGCUUCUGCUCUCGUUCAACCGCCCGCCCGUCAACGCGUGGAUCGAUCCCAAAUGGCGUGAGCUCGCGGCGAUCCUGCGCACGGUGCGCGACGAUCCGGACGUCGCAUCGAUCGUCGUCGCCGGCGAAGGACGAUGCUUCACUGCAGGCCUGGAUCUGAAUGAGCAGAGUCUGGGCUCGGUGAUUGCCGAGCUGCCCGAUGGCGCGCGAAAGGCGAUUGCGAUGCGCCGCCACAUCGCCGACUUCCAGGACGCCAUCUCGUGGUUCGAGCACGUCGAGAAGCCCGUCAUCGCAGCUGCGCACGGCGUCGCUUUUGGUCUGGCUAUCGACAUCAUGUCUGCCUGCGAUAUUCGUUAUGCCACCAAGGAUACGCGCUUCAGCAUCAAGGAGGUCGACGCCGGUCUGGCUGCGGACAUCGGAACGCUGCAGCGCUUCCCCAAGAUUGUGGGCAACGACUCGCUCGCAAGAGAGCUGUGCUACACCGCGAGGGAGUUCGACGCCAAAGAGGCACGCGAGAUCGGAUUCCUCAGCAAGGUCGUCGACGGCGGCAGGGAUCAGGUCGUCGCCGAGGCGGUCAAGACAGCUGCACUCAUCGCUUCCAAGGCACCCGUAGCCGUGCGCGGCACCAAGAUCUACCUCCUCCACAGCCGCGACCACAGCGUGGAAGAGGGCCUCAAGUACGUCACGGCGCUCAACUCGGCGCUGCUACAGUCGGACGACAUGCCCAUGGCCAUGCUUGCCGUCAUGCAGAAACAGACGCCCAAGUUCUCCAAGCUGUGA